This is a messenger RNA of Myotis myotis, 2632 nucleotides long. It is a transcript of the gene SLC17A2, whose product is annotated as solute carrier family 17 member 2. The transcript has 12 exons. Gene Ontology annotation, molecular function: transmembrane transporter activity. The coding region runs from base 971 to 2464 and encodes 497 amino acids. The record is from RefSeq and is a predicted model, not a curated record. Gene Ontology annotation, biological process: transmembrane transport; monoatomic anion transport. NCBI's taxonomy places the organism in Eukaryota, Metazoa, Chordata, Mammalia, Chiroptera, Vespertilionidae.
ACGUUGGGAAGGGGAGAGGGGACAGAAGCGACUGCACGGCCGCCUGCGGUGAGGGCUUAGCAGACGGGUUAAUGGUGAAGGGUUUGCUGAUGCCGAGAGCAGGCAGCGGAAACGCGAGAAGUGAUUGUGGGUCCUGCGUUGGCUUGUCCUCCCCUAGAUCAGAGCCUGUCGCGGCGAAAGAGACUCAGGGCAGGGGCGCCUCUGCCCCCACGUGCGGAGCCGCCUCCCGGAGGAGCCCCAUGGACGAGAAGCCGUCCGCCAGGAGAGGGAGCCCCACUGAGUUAUGGGCCAGAAAUUAAGCCCAGCGAUCAGCGAGUCCUAGGACAUAAGGAAUGGAAUGGGUCUGAAAAAGUCAUUUUAUAGAAACCCUCAAUGCGUGCAUGAAUUCCUGCGAUGGUAUCCUUGCCAGGGAGCUGGCUGUGUGUGUCCCCUGAGCUGGGAAUCUCCAGGAAUAAGGAAAUAAUUCUUUUCCAGGCGGCCCAUCCAAUCCCUGAGCCACCUGGCCAUGAAUGAGGAUUUCUUCCACAACGCAGGGUGUCCCCCCAAAAUGCACACACACGCUAACAUAUUCAAAGUGCGUAGACAUUUUUGGGGGGACACCCUGUGUUCUCCUCUAUUUCCUCCCAGGUUCUCUCUUGUUUCUCUUUAGUCCAAAUUCUCCAAAUAUGCAAAAAUAUUUACGCUCAGGUGCGUGAAGACGCUGGGUUGGGUAGAGCAUCGGCCUGAUACCCCACGGUGGCCGGUUCGGUCCCCUUCAGGGCCCAUGCAAGAGCCGGCCUCUGAGCGCACCCAUAAGGGUCACGGCAAACCGGUGUUCCCCUCUCUCUACAAACAAAUUAAAAAAAUGCCCAAAAAGAAGACCCUGGGUGUGUGACUAGCUUCAUUCGAAGGCAGCCGGCUGUCUAGUCGAAACUUCCAAGAUUUUUUUGGCCCGGAUGUCUGCUCCUUGCGCUACGGGCUGGCCGUGGUCAUGCACCUCUCCAACCUCAGCAUGAUCACCCAGCGCGUCAGCCUCAGCAUCGCCAUCAUCGCCAUGGUCAACGGCACCCAGCAGCCCGCCCCGGCCAACGCCUCCGCGGACCGCCCCCUCCAGGACCCCAGCGGGCCCAUCGGGGAAUUCCACGCAGGGUCCUCCGUCUACGCAUGGAGCCCCGAGACCCAGGGCAUCCUCUUCAGCUCCAUCAGCUACGGGAUUUUGCUGACUCUGAUCCCCAGCGGAUACCUGGCGGGGAUAUUUGGUGCCAAGCACAUGCUGGGGGCGGGGCUGCUGGCCUCCUCCCUGCUCAGCCUCUGCACGCCGCUGGCCGCUGACCUGGGCGUGAGCUUGGUGAUGGUGAUUCGCGUCGCCCAGGGCAUGGCCCAGGGAAUGGCAUGGACAGGUCAGUUCACCAUCUGGGCGAAGUGGGCGCCCCCGCUGGAGCGCAGCAAGCUCACCAGCAUCGCGGGCUCCGGGGCCGCGCUGGGGUCCUCCCUCAUCCUCUGCGUCGGGGGGCUCAUCUCACAGGCCCUGGGCUGGCCCUUCAUCUUCUACAUCUUCGGUGGCCUGGGCUGCGUGUGCUGUCUGCUGUGGUUCACCGUCAUUUACGACGACCCCAUGGGUCACCCGUGCAUAAGCCUCCGCGAGCAGGAGCACAUCGUGUCCUCGCUGGCUCAGCAGCCCACGUCCCCUCGACGCUCCGUCCCCCUCAAGGCCAUGGCCCGCUGCCUGCCCCUGUGGGCCAUCUUCUCGGGGUUCUUCAGCCACUUCUGGCUCUGCACCGUCAUCGUCACGUACCUGCCCACCUACGUCAGCUCCGUGCUGCACGUCAGCAUCAGGGAGAGCGGGGUCCUGUCCGCCCUGCCCUUCGUGGCUGCCUCCACCUGCACGGUCCUGGGGGGCCAGCUGGCCGACUUCCUUCUGUCCCGGGACCUCCUGGGGCUCCUCACCGUCCGGAAGCUCUUCUCGGCCCUGGGCCUCCUGCUCCCGUCGCUCUGCGCCGUGGCCCUGCCCUUCGUGGCUUCCAGUUACAUGACCACCGUGGUUUUGCUGAUCCUCAUUCCCGGGACCAGCAACCUGUGCGACUCGGGGUUCAUCAUCAACACCUUGGACAUCGCCCCCAGGACUCCGCGUCCGGGUGGAGGCACGUCUUCUUCCUGGCUGCCGCCGUCAACCUGUUCGGCCUGGUGUUCUACCUCACGUUCGGGCGGGCGGAGCUCCAGGACUGGGCCAAAGAGAGGACCCUCACGCGCCUCUGAGGGCCCCAGCGCAGACGUCGAUGUGGGACGCGGGCCGCCCGCUUCUCAGCGUUUUCUUACUCGUCUUCACUCUUCACGUUCUUCUCUUCGCGGCCGGCUCCGCAGGUCACACCUCCGAGUGAGAGUCAGACUUUCCUGGGGAGCCUCUGAAACAGGCGGACGUGUGGGCGCCGCUCCGAGAGCCCGAGCGCAUGGGUCUGGGGAGCGCCCCGACAUCAGUGAGUCUUAGACACUCCCCGGGGCUCUCACCCAGCCAGGCCGGCAACAGCUGGACACGCUUGUAACACCAAUUCCCCUGCCUUUGUUUUCUGUUUUGGUUUUUUUAAAUGUAUUUGUAUUGAUUUCAGAGAGGAAGGGAGAGGGAGAGGGAGAUGGAAACAUCAUCGAUGAGAGAGAA